AAGCUUCGGAUUAUAUUACUAUCAAAAUGAUAUACUUUAAAUUCUGCUGGCUUCUGGUCGUCGUUCUACUCUUCAUUUCCUCGCAAAAUGUCUGCGCAGCUCCAAAAAGAAAAGGAAAACGGGUAUUUCACCUUCCUAAAAUAAACAUAAAUAUCCAUCAUAACAAUAUUCACAUCGGCUAAAGGUGGAUUUGUUUAAUAACAUCUUAGAGUAGUUGCUGUUGAAUAAAAUUACAUUGCCGUAGUUAUAUGUUCCGCCAUUGUAUGGUUGCUUUAAAAAAUAACCUAUUAAACGUACUUAAAACAUAUUUAUACAUACCAUCACACACAUUUUGGUUGAGAUAAGAACGAUUUGAGACCUAUUUCGUUAUACUAUGUUAAAAAUAA
Molecule: messenger RNA, 386 nt
Organism: Drosophila mauritiana
Lineage: Eukaryota; Metazoa; Arthropoda; Insecta; Diptera; Drosophilidae
Exons: 2
Coding region: 27-182 (51 amino acids)
Source: RefSeq, a predicted model, not a curated record